GGAGACGAGCCGCGUCGAAUCCGGUAUGUCUAUCCUUUGCUCGAUUCCCACGUUCCCGAUUGAUGUUUCGAAAUCACGCCAGCUCUUUGCAUUGCAAUCCAAGGAAGAUGCUUCUCAUCAGCGAAUGUUACUGAUAUGUUCGCGAAACAAUUACUGACAUGUCUAUUAAUAGCCCCUAAAUGGAACGACCACGAAUGCCUCCGCGAUGACCGCUGCGGCCCAGGCCUUCUUGAAGAACCAGGCUUCGAAUGCAUCCCUCUCAUCCGCCGCGGCGGCUACUGCUCUACGAUCCAGGCCUACGACUCCUACGAGCGUCGCAGACGUACAGACCAAGCGGACUCUCCGAAGAAGUGGUUCGACAUCAUCGGUGGGAAGCUCAGUCGCUGGAUCAUCGAAAGGACAAUCCCGGCCACAAUUGGAAAGGAGAGGAAGCUCUUCCUCGAUGACUGAACGCACAUUCCGGGAUCCUUCGCCUUCACGAGGAGUACCCAGUGCAGCGGAUGCGCCACCGGUUCCGGCCAUUCCCAAGAACAUCCCGCAAGCUCCGUUGAUACCACAGAAAUCGCAUCGACGAGCAGCAAGUCUGGAAGCGCCUCCCAUGAGGAUAGCAUCUCCCCCACCGAAUAAGGCCAACGGACGAGGAUCCAGCCUAGGCGGAGCGACACAACCUUCCAGGAGAGCCGGGCAGAGGAUGUCGAGCUUAUCGAGUGUUCAAGAGCUUGAGCGACCAGCAAGUAGAGGGGCAAAUACUGCAAGAAUUGUUUCUCCUACUAAUCAAAAUCUGAUCUAUGACCCAAAUACAAGAAGCUUCCUUCCAGAAGCGCAAAUAUUAGCAAUUGAACAGAGGAUACAUAGCGCGUCUCAGCAACCAGUCAAGAAGAAGAAACGACUGCCACCAUCAGCAGGGACGCAUUUGGCCGAUGGCACUGCUGGAGGCAGGCCGAAAGGCACAUUUGUCGAUGCGUUGGAAGCAGCGGAGCAGCAGAAAGCUGUUCAACAAGCGGCUCCAGUUCCUCAGCCUCAACCUGAACCUCCUGCGCCUGUGCAAGCGCCUAUACCCGAACCUGUAAAUGCGGCGCCGCCAAAGAAGAAGAAAAAGAAGAAGGUGGUUGUGAGCGACUCCGAGAGCGACCAGGCUUCUUAUGUUCCAAAUUCUUCCGACAACGACAGCGAUAUUAGUACCCAACCUUUCAAUACUCGAGCAGGGGCUCUUUUGGCGAAGAAGCCAUCAAUCGUACGAGAAGAUAGGGAAAGGGAGGAGAAGGAAGAUGAUACACCUACAAGGGCACAGAAACUGGCGAGGCUGGAUACCACUCCAGAACCAAGGCAUGCUUCACCAUCACCAUUACCUCGUUCAAUGGCUGGGAGAGGUCAAGGUCGUGGACAGGCCUCGGCGUCUGCAGCAUUUGCUCAAGGGAGACAGCAUGCACGAUCUGCCAGUCAGCCUGCCCCAACUGAGGAAAGUCCUACAAAGGAAGGCGUUGGACUAGUUACAAGAGACAGUGUUAGAGGAGGUAGAGUACAUUCUGUGAGUCCAAUGCGGACGACCCACUUUGCUAGAACUCCGGAAAACCUGGUUGUAAAGCACCAGCCUCCUGCUCGAUCGAUAUCGCCACGGAAGUCUGCCAUGAAACAUUCCAACUCACCACGCGGUCCUUCUCCAGUCGAGGGUAUGUCAGGGGCCAACGAAACAAAUCUCAGUGAAGCAUCUAAUGGCUCAGCUGUGGUUCCAGAAGGUCUUGCUCCACGAAAGAAAGCCAAUCGGGUCAGUUUUGACGAAACGAAUGUGGUUGUUGGUCAAGCAGCAACUCCAGUUGUCACGGAUUCGCCAGUUGUUCUCAGCCCUCAGACGAAAUCGAAAUGGUUUAGUAUUGGCCGUGGAAAGAAGAAGGAAACGCCAGUGCUAGAUGAGGAUGACAGUGAGGUGAUGAAGCCUCGACCGGCCUUGCCAUCAUUUGGCAGUGUUCGAGAGAAGAAACCUAACCGCGAGAUCGAAGAGCGUCCUCUGGUGAAGCCAGCCGAACCAACAGAAGCCAAAUUGCCCCCAGCUUCUCCACCGAUCUUCACGUCACCUACUGGCGAGGUUAUUGAGAACCCAUUCGGGCAAUCAAACGAUCAUGUGGUAGGAGCUGUCAUUGCACAAGACGCUGCAACUAAGAAUGCCGCCAACAUCUCGAAAUCGCGUGAACCAUUACCUCCACAGGUAACAUCUGUUGAGGGUAGUGGCUACAACUCAGACAGUGAUAGCAGCUUGUACAGUGUUGAGAAUCGCAAGACAAACAUCGGUGUCACUAGAGCUGAUAGUGUGAAACGGGGCCCUGAAGAUGGUGAUGCCGAUUCGUACAGAGCACUGGCAUCACCACUGGCACACGAAAUCGAAACACCAACGGAGAAGGGUGAAGCAGAGGCUAUGAAUGGUGCAAAUACCGAUAUUCCUGAGAUUGCUGUUUCCCAAGCUACGCCAACUCUUGAGAGUACUGAGUCGAAAAGAGAAUGGCCAGACAUGCCAGGGUCAUGGGGCCAGUCGAGUUCAGAUUCUGGUAGCCAAGAACGAGAUGAUGCUGAAGUCCCAAUCGUGGAACACCAGGCUACGGAGCCAACACUUGCAGAGCAGGGCAUCACUGAACCAGAUGAAGAGACGCCUCGCGCCGGGUCUCCAAUUUUAGGUGAAAUUGCUUCUCGCAAUUCUAUCAUAUUGGAGGAGCCAGAAGAGUCAGAUGCUAGUAUCUACAGCGAUGCAGCUGAAGACUUCUCGGAUGUUGAAGGCAGUGGGUUUAUGUCUCUCGACGCUGUUGUGGACACUCCGGUCAUCAACACCAAUAUACCUGGACUCGCCAUCUCGACUCCUCCUGACAGUCCUACGACGAAAGUCACAAAGGAGAAGGCAUAUAAAAGGUCACAGCUGUCAAGGAAAACAAGUGAGCCAGACAUGGAUGAAGGUUGGGACAAAGUGCAAGCUUAUUGGAGUACACUUUCCGCCGACAAGAAACUCCAAUUAGAGCAAGAGGCUCGUGAAGAGGCCGAAGGCUCUGAUACAGAAGUCGAGGCCAAGCCAGCACCAAAGCCUAAGAAGAAAAAGAAGGUGGCUGUCAAACCAGAGCCAGUCGAACCCGCUCCUCAACAACAGCAGAGUGUCAGCAACGAGAGGACUUAUAUGAUUCAACCUGGUUCAAAGGCAGGUCCAAAUGGCCAUACUUCCAUGAAGACAUCCAUGCGGGAGCAACCUGCAAAUACAGAACCUGAGCCUCAAAUACGGAAGACGAUGCGUGGGCCAGGAUCAAUGCGUGGUUCACUGCGUACCGAAGCUGAACCCAAAGGAUCAUUGCAGAAGAAAUAUCGGCCCAUGUCAUACCCUCCUGCUGAGUCUCAAGCAAAUCCUGCCGAUGUCAAGAAGCAUGUCCGCAAUCUGUCCGCAGCAAGUGCAGCAGCUGCUCAAGGCGCUGCGAAACGAGACAUGGCACCACCAGCACCCCCUCUCCGUAGAAAGGGCUCUGCAGGAAGUGACAGUAGCUUCAAGAAGGCUAAACGCGGCAACGAAAUCCCAAGCUUCAGAACGUCAAUGCGUGGAUCUGUUGAAAGCAACCCAGCUCCUCGACCACAAUCUCCGGCACAAUCGAGUCGAUUUAGUCUCCGUUCAUUAUCCCCCACUGGAUCCGCUUUCCGUCGGUCUUUCAACAGCGGAGCUGCACCGCAAGUUGGUCUGUCUGAGACGCACAUGCGAAGUUCGAUGCGUUCUUCCUAUGACACAACUCCGUCAAUGAGGAACAAGCCACCAGGAACGAAGACUGGUGGAUUUGGUCGAUCAGCACCCCAGAAGACAAAGCAAAAGCCCACUCGGAAACUGGCAAGUCGUUUCGCAGACUCGAGUGAUGAAGAGGAAGACCGACCUGCAUUCCGAAGCCGCUUCAACGAUUCAAGUGAUGAUGACGAACCAGCUCCACCGCCGCCAUCCGCAGGUCGGACAAUGCGCAAUAGUGCUCCUGUUCGCGGGAUACCUAAACGCUCCGGCCUUCAGGAUGGAGAUUCAAGUGACCUCCCUGACAGCGACGAUGAGAAGCCCACAUCUCCAGGCCUCAAGCUCUCGAAGAGACAAAAUGGUAAUGCAACUCGGCCAACCAAAGAAGGAGCAACGCUCGCAUCUGGCUCUCUUCGCCGGUCUGGUUCAGGCCGUGGUACGAUCAGCUCACCCACCACUACGGAAUUCACCCCACGGCCUGGUCAUUCUCGCCGCGGCAGUUUCAUGUCGAUACUCCGCCGCAAGAAACCUGAUUCCGCGUCUCGAGUACGUAAAUCAGACGCCGAGUCUCCUGCUAGGAGAGACACGCCUCUCGAGAGGAGCAAAUCCGACUUGCAAGCUCUCCGCACCGAGCCAGCACCAUCCCCCAGACUACAAAAACGCAACCCAAUGAGUCGAGACAACAGCGGCGCCUGGCCUCUCCCCGCCGGUGAAGCACCGAAAGCACAUUCCCUACUCGUCGGCAAAGCAGGCGAAGAUGGCCGACCUUUCACAGCUGACGGAGCUGAUGGCGUGGUCGGUGGUGGUGGCGGGCGCGAGAAGGGUCAGCUUACCACGAAUGGCGAUGGGAGACCUGAUCUCGGGACGAGGAGGUUUACGGCUACGGGACUGGCGGGGGUGGAUCUCGCUGCUAUUAAUGGGAAUGGUGGGAUUGUGGGGGAGAAGGCGAGGAAGAAGAAGAGGUUUGGGAAGUUGAGGAAGAUGUUUAGGUUGGAUGAUUGAGCGGAUGGAUGACCUGGGUGGGGUUGUUUGGAGGGAGGAGAUUAUGGAAAAUAACAUACAGAUAGGCAGACAGAUACCAUUUCCUUGUGUUCUUUGUAUUGCGAAUUUUUUGAUUUUCUAUGGCAUGGAUCGUUGGAUUUGGAGGGUUGGGGCGGUGUUGGGUUGGUGGUGUUGGGCUGGGUUUGAGUCCAGGAUUCUCUAUCUGGCCUGGAGAACACCCGCGCGGGAAUGGGGGGAAAUCAUUGCAUGUCAGGGGGCGUUUCCCCCGUACUCAUUGUUGUCUUAUCUCACAGCACGAGAUGAGAUUAUUUCGUUUUCCCUUCUAUGUUGUUUUAUGCUCCUUUUUGAGAUGCUGAGAUGCAGAGAUGUUAGCAAGCAUCUGCGAUUGAUCUUCUCUACCUCCUCCUUGCUUCUCUUUCUUGUAUGAAAAGCGAGGAAAGAGGAAAGUGGGGAAGGUUUGGGGGCGAUGGAAGGGGAGGGGGUUCGAUUCGAGUAUAUGGAUUGGCAGGUAUAUUAUAUGAUGGAAGGUACGGGGCAGAGGUGUGUGGACUUGUACGAGCUGAGAAGGGAAGAGACGAUAUGAGGGGCAUGCGCGAGUGAGGGAGGUUGGAGGGUGGUGGAGGUAAUAAUAAUCAGUCAGGAUGAACGAAUGGAAUGGAGGGAGAAGUGGGAUACUACAUGCCAAAUUUGAGGAUCCCAGGACGGAUGAGAUGAGAUGAGAUGAGAGAUGUCAGAUACAAGACGAAAGUUGAAAGUUGAAAGUUGACAAUAAAAUACCAUG
Messenger RNA from Cadophora gregata, 5519 nucleotides. RefSeq lists its product as uncharacterized. Lineage: Eukaryota; Fungi; Ascomycota; Leotiomycetes; Helotiales; Ploettnerulaceae. The record is from RefSeq and is a predicted model, not a curated record. The transcript is spliced from 2 exons. The coding region runs from base 206 to 4738 and encodes 1510 amino acids.